CAGUGUUGGUUAGCAGCGGUGCGAGGAGCACGUAUCGCCGCCAUUUUGCGUCCCGCCAAAACUUGCCGCGGCAAACUUCGAUGACAGAAAAAAAUCGUUGAGUGACUUUUUAAUUACCAAAAACGUUUUUAAAACUAUUUGUGACUGUUAAUUACGUGUAAAAAAAAUGUACGUUAUUUUUGCCGUGCGUGUAAAAGUGCAUAAUUAGUUUAAUUUGUGUUAAACAAUAAUGGAUCUUGUGCAAGCGCCGGAACGUUGACCUUAUUUCUUGACAGGGCCAUGGAGCUCAAUACGCCAAAAGAAAAGAAGAUAUCGAGUUUCACCAAACUCCUGUCGCGCGGCAAAAUGUUCCGGAUACCAAUUCUCAUCCUCUUCCUUCUGGGCAGCACUAGCUGCGACGUUAGCGAAGACGAAUUCCAAUUUCAAAUUCAAAAUUCAAAUUCCGAAUUGCAAAACACAAGCUUGAUGGAACACUCGCAUAGACACGGACGUAAUACCAGUGUAAAAAAAGAUUUGAGUGACAUUAAAUAUUUAAGGCGGCAUUUAAAUAGGGAAAUAGUGAAUUUCGUGAUGACUGAUUAUCUGGUGGAUGGCGAGGUGGAAAAUCGCGUGCAUUAUAAUGGGAUUACGGCGAAGGAGACUUAUGUUGGCGCGAAUGGGAGCGGGUUGCGACUGCGUCAGCUGACCGACGGCCGCCAUCUUGUCCAAGUCAUCUACACCCCAAAUGGCGCCAUCCAGGACUGCGAGUAUAUCACCCAAGCAAAAUACUCUAGAAACUUCCUCAAGACAUUACGGAAAGAACUCAAACUCGCAUUAGAAGAGCAAAGUAUUAAAUUAACACAGAACGAAAUAACAAAUGAAGAUGAGAAAUAUUAUAGACAUUUUAGUAAUAUCACGCUACGUAUUUUGAGAAAUGGAGAGACUCUGCCGAUAGAUGUCGCUAGUUGGUUGGAUUUUGACAAGUUGAAGAUGGAAUGCUUGGAAAGGCAUGAAGAGCUGAAAUUUAUGAUGGCCAAUAAGAAUAAAGUUUCAGAUACUACGCUCGCGAGGUCACGGAGGUCUUUGAAAGAGAAUUUCAUAGUCCCUGGAACGAAAUGGUGCGGCGCCGGCGACCUGGCAGAGAAGUACAGCGAACUCGGGAUGAAUAGGAAGGAAGAUACCUGCUGUAGGGCCCACGACAACUGCAGACUCAACAUAGGCCCAUUUAGACGAAGAUUCGGCUAUUUCAACUUUAGGCCAUUCACGAUUUCAAACUGCGCAUGUGAUAGAAGAAAAAAACGUGACGCCAUGGAAAUACUGAGAGUGCCAGGGACUAAAUGGUGUGGCAAGGGAUAUUCGGCGACGCGGUACUCCCAGUUGGGGGGUUAUACACGCACAGACCGCUGCUGCCGCGUCCACGAUCUCCGCUGCCCAUUCUGGAUCGGGGGUAUGGAGAAGAAAUAUGGACUUUUCAACUGGCGUGUAAACACGCUUAUGCACUGCCGCUGCGAUGAAAGAUUCCGCGCCUGCCUGAAGCUGGCCAACACCUCGAUGUCCAACAUGGUGGGCAAGCUGUUCUUCAACGUGGUGCAGACGAGGUGCUUCGUGCUGAAGCCGGUCAAGUCCUGCACGCAGCGGUCCUGGUGGGGGCGCUGUCUGCGGCGCUCGUACACCAAGCGGGCGUAUUUGAGGGACAACAUGCCGUAUUAAUACUAACGCCAUCUAUCCUCAAAAUGAAAACUAAGUUGUGUGUACCAACGCCAUCUAGCGUUAUAGAAAACUACAAUGGGACUUGUGACAAAGUUUAUGGAGUGCACAUUUUGUUAUACCACGUCGGUAACAAGCAUAACGCGCUCCUGGUAAGAGGUUACCGUAGCCUAUGCGCGCUAGCAAUUUUAUGAGUGUUAUAUGAACACCCCUUGAACAUGAGCAACCCUUUAAAAUACUGUGACUACACACUUUUUUGAAAAAUAUCUAGAAUAGACUACUGCGUAGGGAAUUCUCACUGUCAUAACGAAACCGAUGUUUGACAGCUAAUUACGAUGUUGAAUCCCAUGAAGUGUUGACUUUCUCGCUCAUUAGGCUGUGCUUUAAUGCCCACGCCCAAACAAAACAAUUGAGUGAAAUACGUCACUGUGGUUUGUGGAGUUCUGAAGCCAGAUAAGGCCCAGAUUCACAUUUGUAUGUUGUGUUGUGUUUUGUUGUGUCGUGAUCAGGCAUCGUUAACUGCGAGCGAAAUCCAAAUGACGUAUGAUAACCAGUUACAACCCUAGUACUUCAAUGGAUUUCGCUCGCAGUUUACGAUGCCUGGUCGUGACGCAUCAGAACGGCAAUCGGUUUCAUACAUUUAAUAUGUGUUGCGUGCACAUUUGUCUGACGCAGCGUGCAUCACGACACAACACAACACGACACGACACGUCAGACAAAUGUGUAACCGGCUGUAGCCUGUAGCCCUCGCCAACAUCGACAAAUCGAUAAUCGAAAUUUCGAUUUUCGCGGUAGGCGCUCUGUACAUCACGCCUCCGUCGCGGAUGGUAAAAAUCAUGUUACAGCAGAACCGUGUAACUAAGUGACUUUUCCAAUAUUUGGAAUCAGAUUAUUGCAUAUUUCAGCGUGUGAAACAAAAAAAAUCUCUUGUUAUUUUUGUGUCAAACUAAGCUAAAAUGGACUUUAUUGUUUAAUGAGGACUUAGGCGUUAGCCGCAGUAAGGUCCCUUUUUGCUGAAGGUGAAACCUCUUUAAUCCUCUGUCUCUUUCACUCUCAAUCCUAAGAAAGAGAAGCUCUCAAACGGGGCUGGUACCUAUUAGUUCCCAUUUUAUUGUACUUUUGUUUGUAAAUAAAGUAGGCUUUAAUACGGACAAAUGUGAUUUACUUUAAUAUUGUUUUUAAUAUUAUUCGCGGUGGAGAAUCUAUGAAAUCUCGUAGUUUUAGAUGUAAUAUAAAAUAAUAAUUAUCUGUAUGAGAAGGAUGUAUUCAAUGUAUUGGGCAUUUUCACCGAAUACUGAAUCUGGCAAGAGAUGUUCGAUCAGACAUAAUUCAUCCAUAUUUAUCCCACCUAGUUAAAUUGUAUCUAAGAAUGGUAUUUCAUAUCUCUCCAACAUCUUGGUCCAAUGUGUGUUUGCGUCUCACAUUUUACUAAAUGAGAGAAUGAGACGCGAAGCACAUUGGACAAAGAUAUUGGAAUACCACCCAUAAUCUAACGAAAAAAAUCGACAACUAAAUGAAAAUCGGCCCAUUAAGUAAACUCUCUGAGAAAACUAUAAUAAAAAUGUAACUGUUAUCGCGAAAAUGCCCAGUUGUAUAUUAAAACGUUUAAAUAAUUCAGUAAUAUAAAAUUUAACUUUGAAAAAUGGAAAUAAAAUCUCGAUGUAAAACUACCUGCAGUAUUAAAAUUGAAUUUUCGAUGAUAGCGUUUUUUUCUUUCAAAUCUGAAUGUCAAAUAUACAUAGAUGCUCUAGUAGUUAUAAGGUAUUAAGUAGGUCUAUGUAUAUAAUAAGAUUAUAUUAUUCUUAGAGCGUUUUAACAUUGUCCGAUCCGAUGUCGGAUGUAGGAUCCGACAUCCGCGUAGUCAGGCCGCGGGGGCGCGCUCGGACGCCGUCUUCAGCGGUCACGCACACUACAACAAGCAUUAUGCCUACACAUACGCACACAAAAUAUUAUCGGUCCGACAGCUGACGGGGGGCUCCGAUAUGGCUGAAUUUGUCGCAAGCGCCUUUCCGAUAUCGGAUGUCGGAAGGCGCCUAUGACAAAAACAGCUGCAGGAGAGUGCCAUUGGCAUUAAAUCCGCCUUUUUGCGUUAUUUAUCGUUUUUCAGUAAUAAUGAUUUAUUACAUGCAUAAAUAAAUACAGCGAAACACAUAUCUUACAUUUUACUUCCUUCCGACAUCCGAUAUCGGAUCGGACAAUGUGAAAACGCUCUUAAAUGUUUAAGUGAUUAGUGUUUAUUUUAGUGUGAAAUAAAUCAAACUUAAAUAUGUAAUUAAGUUUACUGGUAACCUUAAGAGCGUUUUCACAUUUUCCGAUCGCAUGUCGGAUGUCAUCAGUGUCAUUACCUUUCCGCCUUUCCUUUGGAGAAAACUUUGGCUACUAGAAAAUGCCCUAAGUCCUUUUAUUUUUGCAUUAAUCCUUUCUUUUGAACAAAUGAUACCUAAUUAAAUGUAUAAAAAAUAUAUAAAAAUGCACUUUUCAUGUUUUGCUUAUUUGUGGUCGCACCCGACAUCCGAUAUCGGAUCGAACAAUGUGAAAACACUAAGAUGGGAGCAGAGAUAAGUAUAUUAAAAAUAAAAACUGUCAUUUUACAUUCAAAUCCGCGUUAUUGUUGUAGAUGGAGCCACUUAUACUUAGAACUAGAAUUUAAGUAGAGCACCAUCUACUGAGCUCCGUGAGAGUUAAUAUAGACUACCUAGAUAGCCUCGUUAUGACUAAAUAGAUAGCAACCGCAAAACAAUCGAAAUUACGCUCUCAUUUCAAAAAGACAUUCUGACAUAACGUGAAGUAACAUUUAAUAAUAAAUAUUAUAGACAUUCUUACACAAAUUGGCUAAGUCCCACGGUAAGCUUAAGAAGGCUUGUGUUGUGGGUACUCAGACAACGAUAUAUACAAUACUUCUACAAAUACUUAAAUACAUAGGAAACAUCCAUGACACAGGAACAAAUAAUAUAUUUACUACUAUAUAAUAUUUAAACUUUGGAGACAUGUAAUUUAACCAUCUCGUUUUAAGAUCAGAGCGUAACUUCGAUUGCAUAGAAGCGGCUUUUUCGCGGCGGGUUCAUGUGACUUAAAUUCCUGUCAUCUACAACAAUGAUGAGUGACUUUGCUACAAGAUUGUCAGUGUUUAUUUUCGCUUGUCUUUGGUGGAAGUUAGUAUGUAAUGAGAAAGUUCCUCUAUUCGACAAUAUAUUCGUACGUAAUUGUGUAGAUCGUGGAUUUCUUAAUAAAUGUACUUAUUAAUAAAAUAUAAUGGAAUAAGUGGGUUUUGUAAUCAGAAAUGAUUUUUACUGAUAAGGGUCUCCCCAGAUAUAUCGACGCGCAAUCGGCAAAGGCCGAUAGGAAAAAGUUUUAUGUCUACCAACUCUUAAUCAUCAUCUUCCUCGCGUUGUCCCGGCAUUUUUGCCACGGCUCAUGGGAGCCUGGGGUCCGCUUGGCAACUAAUCCCAAGAAUUGGCGUAGGCACUAGUAUUUACGAAAGCGACUGCCAUCUGACCUUCCAACCCAGAGGGGAUACUAGGCCUUGUUGGGAUUAGUCCGGUUUCCUCACGAUGUUUUCCUUCACCGAAAAGCGACUGGUAAAUAUCAAAUGAUAUUUCGUACAUAAGUUCCGAAAAACUCAUUGGUACGAGCCGGGGUUUGAACCCGCGACCUCCGGAUUGCAAGUCGCACGCUCUUACCGCUAGGCCACAAGCGCUU
Molecule: messenger RNA, 5385 nt
Organism: Cydia strobilella
Lineage: Eukaryota; Metazoa; Arthropoda; Insecta; Lepidoptera; Tortricidae
Exons: 6
Coding region: 280-1689 (469 amino acids)
Biological process (GO): phospholipid metabolic process; arachidonate secretion
Source: RefSeq, a predicted model, not a curated record